Messenger RNA from Oryctolagus cuniculus (rabbit), 8960 nucleotides. RefSeq lists its product as uncharacterized. Gene Ontology annotation, cellular component: nucleus. The record is from RefSeq and is a predicted model, not a curated record. Gene Ontology annotation, biological process: regulation of transcription by RNA polymerase II. Gene Ontology annotation, molecular function: DNA-binding transcription factor activity, RNA polymerase II-specific. Lineage: Eukaryota; Metazoa; Chordata; Mammalia; Lagomorpha; Leporidae.
GUGCGCAUUCCUGCCCAAGCGCCUCUGAGUUAGGAACAGAGGAAGCUCAUUCAGUACCAUGAGGCUGCUCUGACUGCUCUGAUCCUUCCCACACAGUCACUGCCUCUCGCUCCACACUGCAAUCCCAGGCAGUUUGCAAACACACACCCAGAGCCUCCCACCCGUGCUGCUGCGCCUCUUCAUUUGCUGCCUGUGGGUCCCACGUGCUGGGGACUUUCUCUGCCCCACACUCUACUUUGCUCCUCUGUGCCCGGAAGAAAGAGGACGUGCUCCCUGGACUUUCCACAGCAAGUAUGGAGAAUAAGAAGGUGAUGAUAACGUUUGAAGAUCUGGCUGUUUACUUUACCUGGGAGGAAUGGCAGCACAUGAACAAAGCUCAGAAAAUCCUGCACAGGGAUGUGAUGCUGGAGACCUACAGCAGCCUGCUCUUCUUGGGACACUGCAUUACCAAACCCGAUUUGAUCUUUAAGUUGGAGCAAGGAGCAGAGCCAUGGAUGGUGAACGAAUUCCUAAAUCAGAACCUUCCAGUUGCCAUGAAGAGUGAUGACAUUAUUAGGACCAACCAGGAAAUUCGAGAAAAAAAUGUUAAGCAGAAUGUUAUUACAAAUAAUAAGACAUCAACUCCCAGAAGAGUUGAAUUAAAUAAAAGACUUAAUUUAAAUUCAAGUCAUGUUUCAAAGCUGAUUAACAAAAAAAGAAAUUAUUCAUCAAUGAAACCUGAGGAAUACAACGUGUGUCACAAUGUGUAUCCCAAUUGUGGGACUGAUCAGCUGCAAGCUAGAGAGAAACUUGAUGCCGCUAAGGUACCUGGGAACUCUGCCCAGUGCUGUGAGCCUCUUAGUGAGUAUCACAAGAUUCAGACUGUGAAGCCUUCAUUGGAACAUAGUGGACAAGGGAAAGACUUCAAAAGGAAGAAGAUAUUCUUUAGAUUUGGAACGGUCCAUAUGGGAGACUCCUGUAAUAAGUCAACUGUCACUGUUGGAAAGACAACUCAAAUAGAAAAAACUCUUCAUAAAAAUGCUAACCUCAGUAAGCAUCAACAAAUCAACACAGGAGAGGAACUCUAUGAAGAUAUGGGAUAUGUGGAACCUCUUCUUUACAAAUCAGAUCUUUUAAUAAAUCAGAGACAACAUAUACAGAAAAAACCCUACGCAUGUAAGCCUCGUGGAAAAUCCUUCAGGUCUAAGUCCUGCCAUACCAUCAUUCACAGUACUUCCUUACAGGAAAACUCACAAGAGUGUAAUGAAUGUGGAAAAGCCAUAUACCCGAAGGUAGAUGAUAUUAGACAUCAGGAAGUUCAUACAGAGGACAAACCUAAUGAAUGUAAAGACUGUGGGAAAGCCUUUGGCAAGAAGUCACAUCUUGUAAUGCAUCGGAGAAUUCACACAGGGGAGAAACCUUAUGAAUGUAAUGAAUGUGGAAAAGCUUUUGGCAAGAAGUCAUAUCUCAUAAUUCAUCACAGAAUUCACACAGGGGAGAAACCUUAUGAGUGCAAUGGCUGUGGAAAAGCCUUUGGACGAAAGGCACAACUCAUAAUGCAUCAGAGAAUUCACACAGGAGAGAAACCUUAUGAGUGCAAUGGCUGUGGAAAAGCCUUCAGCAGUAAGUCACAACUCAAAAUCCAUCAGAGAAUUCACACAGGGGAGAAACCUUAUGAAUGUAAUGACUGUGGAAAAGCCUUUGGCAUGAAGUCACAUCUCAUAACCCAUCAAAGAACUCACACAGGGGAGAAACCUUAUGAAUGUCAUGACUGUGGGAAAGCCUUUGGCUACAAGUCACAGCUCAAUAUCCAUCAUAGAAUUCACACAGGGGAGAAACCUUAUGAAUGUAAUGACUGUGGAAAGGCCUUCAACAGUAAGUCACAACUCAAAGUCCAUCAGAGAAUUCACACAGGGGAGAAACCUUAUGAAUGUAAUGACUGUGGAAAAGCCUUAAGCAGUAAGACACAACUCAAAAUCCAUGAGAGAAUUCACACAGGGGAGAAACCUUAUGAAUGUAAUGACUGUGGAAAAGCCUUCAGCAGUAAGUCACAACUCAAAAUCCAUCAUAGAAUUCACACAGGGGAGAAACCUUAUGAAUGUAAUGAAUGUGGAAAAGCUUUUGGCAAGAAGUCACAUGUCAUAAUGCAUCACAGAAUUCACACAGGGGAGAAACCUUAUGAAUGUAAUGACUGUGGAAAAGCCUAUGGCAAUAAAUCACAUCUCAUAGUCCAUCAAAGAAUUCAUACAGGGGAGAAACCUUAUGAAUGUAAUGAUUGUGGAAAAGCAUUUGUCCAAAUGUCAGACCUGAAGAAACAUCAGAGAAUUCACACAGGAGAGAAACCUUAUGAGUGCAAUGAUUGUGGGAAAACCUUUGGUCAGAAGUCACAACUCAUAGUUCACCAGAGAAUUCACACAGGAGAAUAACCUCAUGAAUGUUAUGACUACAGAAAAGCUUUUUGCUGUAAAUCACAACUCAUAACACCUGAAAGCUUCUUUAAUAAGGCUGGGUGAGUGUUGACAAAUUCAGUUUCUUUUUGUUUGAUAGGUCUUUACUUCACAUUCAACAUAAAUGAGUACUUUGCAGUGUAUAGUAUUCUCAGUGGACUGAUUUUUUUUUUCUCUUAAGAUUCACGCUAUGUCUCUCCAUUCUCUCAUAGAUCAUAAACAUUCUAAUGAGAAGUCGCCUGUGAAUCUAGUUGGAAAUCCUUUGAAAUUUAACUGACAUUUCUGUAUUGCACAUUUUGGAAUUUUUUGUUUUACUGUUAAAAGUUUGCAGUAUCUUCUGGCAGCCUAGAAAGGCCUUCUCAUGAACCUGAGCUGGUGAAUCAAGGGAACAUAAGGUUACAUUUCCUACAUGACACUGUAGCCAUCCAUAAUUGAACAAGGAGGAUGAUCCCUAUAUUUUCUUUGCAGACAGCCCAUCUUCCUGGAAAGCAGAGAGGAUACAGCACAACUCUUGGGCAAUUCUAACUUUUUUAUUAAUGUGUGGUUUAGUAAGUUCAUAUUUGAAAUAAAUGUGCUAUGAAUGAAUACAUUCAAAUAUAGAAAGAACAUUUUGUAUUUUCACUGACUUUACUUCUAUAUAGUUUUGAUAAUUAUACUGUGGUUUGAAAACUCACACCAGAUUAUUGCUGAUAAUUAUUGAGAGAAAUGCUUGUUUGAUGGAUAGAACUGGGAAUGCAUGGAGACUGUACUGCAGAUCCUUCAGUAAAUCUCCAUAUAUAUUUUUUUUUUUUUGACAGGCAGAGCAGAUAGUGAGAGAGAGAGACACAGAGAAAGGUCUUCCUUUUGCCAUUGGUUCACCCUCCAAUGACCACCACAGCUGGCGUGCUGUGGCCAGCGCACCGGGCUGAUGCGAAGGGAGGAGCCAGGUGCUUCUCCUGGUCUCCCAUGGGUGCAGGGCCCAAGCACUUGGGCCAUCUUCCACUGCCUUCCCGGGCCACAGCUGAGAGCUGGCCUGGAAGAGGGGCAACCAGGAAAGAAUCUGGUACCCUGACCGGGACUAGAACCCAGUGUACCGGCGCUGCUAGGUGGAGGAUUAGCCUAUUGAGUUGCUGCGCCGGCCAUAUAUUUCCAUAUGUGCAAGUUAUGCUGCCAACUGUCCAAGAUAUAUUUUCAAGAGAAUAUUUGCGUUUCUUUUUUUCUUUAACCAACUCAAUAUAGACUCACUUUAGCAUUUCAGAAAUUUACCAAUACCUAAUUUCUAGUCAAAUUUAAAGACUACUACCCUUUGGACGUGAAUUACACAGAGAGAGGAGAGUCAGAGAGUGAAUGAAGUCUUCCAUCUGCUGGUUCACUCCCUAGGUGGCCGGAACAGCCAGAGUUGCACUGAUCCGGUCCAGGCUUUAGCAGUUUCUUCCUGGUCUCCCAAGUGGGUGCAGGGGUCUGAGGUCUUGGACCAUCUUGUACUGCUUUCCUAAGUGAUAGCAGAAAGCUGGAAUGGAAGUGGAGAAGCCAGGUCUGGAACUGACACCCAUAUGGGAUGCCAGCGCUUCAGGCCAGGGCAUUAACCCACUGAGCCACAGCGCCAGCCUCACUUGAAUGUAUUUUUAAUUUUUUAUAUAUUUGAGAGCUAGAGAGACAGAUUGACCAAGUGAGAGAGACAGGCAUGUACAAACAGUUCUCAUCUACUCCUCACUCCCUAAAUGCCCAGAGCAGCUGGAAUUAGAUGAAUACUGGCCCAAGUCACCCAAAUUGGGGCACACUCUGCUAGACUACAAUGGUCUACAUGAUCAGGAAAGUGUAGUGAGGAGGUGGAAGAGGGAAUCAAACAAAACCUCUCUGAUGUGGAACCAGGGCAGCUUAACUAGCAUCUUAACUACUAUGCUACAUGCUUGUCCCAUUUUAAACUCUUUUUGCCAUUUUUGCAACUACUGUCCAUGAUUUUCUCUUGGCAAUUCUUCUUCAUUAGUUUCUACCAAGAACUAACUGGUGUUAUGCUCUUCCAUGGACUCCUCAGCGACCUUCAUUAUAUGACCCACCUAAUGCUAUAUGUAGUUUCUCAUUCAUUCCACCCCCUAAUUCACCAUGACUGAUUUGGCCAUCUGUUGCUCCAAAGAAUAUUGUAAAUUCACCUUUUUUGUACCAGAAAUUUUGCUUCUUCCCAAAGCUAAAUUUAGGAUGUGUUAGCACAAUGAUGAGACUGAAUCUAUUUUGGGCUAUGCUAGUAGCCAGAAAGUGUGAUAACAGCCCUGGGAGUGAAAGAAUUUAUGAGUUAAUGGUUAUCAUGUGAAUAAGUGUCAAGAUAAAGGUCCACAAAGAAUAAAGAACAGGGAUUCUAUCCAUAAUUUUUAUUGAUAAAAAAUUAUGCUUUUCAAAAUUAAUUUUAUUUAAAGGAAAAGAGACAGAGAAUCUUCCAGCUGCUGAUAUACUCCCCAGUGACUGCAAUGGCCAGGGCUGAGCCAAGCCAGAAACAGAAACCAGGAGCUUCAUCCAUGUCUCCUAUGUGUAUUCAUGGGUCCAGACACAUGAACUUUUCUCGGCUUUGUUCUCAGAGAUAUCAACAAGGAGCUGGAUCAGAAAUGGAACAGCUAGGACAUGAACCAGCACCCAUCUGAGAUGCUGGCAUCCUAGAUGGUGCCUUUAGCACAGUGACAGCCCCUAAAAUUAUGCUUCUAUCCAAAAAUGACUUUUCAUGCUUUCAAACUUUUAAUUCUAUUCUUUUAGUCACUUCCACAUGGGUAUGGGACAAUGGAUGUAUGUAUUAAUCAUAUUUAUGACUAUUAUCUAGAACAGUGGUCAAUAAAGGUCACAGUUGUUAUUGUUUUAUAUAAGUAUGUGUGCCUAAAUGUGGCACUUAAACCAUGUGAAGUAAACAUUUAAGUGGCAUUAAAUACAUCAUACUGCUUUGCAACCAUCACCAGCAUCCCUCUAAAGAAUUAUUUUUAUGUUUUUCGUUACAUGCCCUACAAAUAACUGCUCUACUUUUUCUGUAUGAAUUGAUCUAUGCUAGAGCCUCAUAUAUGUCAAGUAAUAACAUAUUUGUUUUCUUAUUAUUGGCUUAUUUAAUGUAGCAUAAUGUUUAUGAGUUUCAUUUAUGCAUUUGUUCACAUGUUCUUGUUAAAGCUCAGUAGUUUUUUUCAUCAUGAAACUAAGAUACUAUUUAAUAAAACUUUCUCACUUCAGUCUUUUGUGCAAAACACAAAGCCACACACGAAGAGCAACUUGUUUCCUACCUUGUUUGCUACCUUGUUUUUUCCCUGUUGGAGCUCUCUCUCCCUAAGUCAUCAACUGUUCUCUGUGAGACAGGUACCUGGAAUGUCAGGCUCUUAUCACUCACAGAUUCACUAUCUUUCAUAAUCUGCACAGGAUUCUGAGAGGGGGGUAUCUUUCCCAUGUCUGAGUGCUUAAGAGCAGCAUGGCAUGCCAACUCUAGCCAAAGGAAAGACACGCACAGCACUGCUGCCAUAACAAAGCAAAUUCCUAGCACCUCUGCUGUUGAUGGCAUUUUGAGGAGGUUUCCCUUCGUAGACAAACAGAUAGUGGUGUAUCAGAUCAUAUGUAUGUCCUGUGCUUAGUGGGGGACUUCCUUGAUUCGUUAGGUCAAGACCAUAUGCCCACACGGUGUCUUUGGAGCGUCUUCUCUCCCAAGUGAGGGAAGAUGACUUUCUCUGAAGGGAGUAUUUGGUAUUUAUUCCCAUUGCAUUGAUUUUGGCUCAUUUAUUUUUUGUUAAUGAAUUAAUUCAUCUAACAUUAUGUGUCAAAUUCCCUCCAAAUUCUGCAUUCUUUUCAUAAAGACAAGAAACCCAUGUCUGUUUUGUUCCUGAGACCUCAACAUCUGAGAUAGGAUCCAGCCUAUAUUAAGCAACAAUGGCUCAUCUCAUCAUGUUAAAUAUUUACCAAACAAUCAUGGAAAAGACAACAUCUUCAUUCAAAUCUGUUUUCUUUUUUUCAUUUUUUAAAGAUUUUAUUUAUUUUGGAAGGUAGAAUUGCAGAGAGAGAGAGGGAGAGAUAUAAAGGGCUUCCAAUUGCUGAUUCACUCAUGAAACAACUGCAAUGAUUGGAGUUAGGCUAAUCUGAAAAUAGGAGCAAGGAGCUUCUUCCCAGUCUCCCAUGUAGGUACAGGGGACCAAGCAUUUGGGACAUCUGCUUUCCCAGGCACAUCAUCAGGUAGCUGCUGCGACUUGGGCCAGAGGCAAUAUUGGAUGCCAGUGCUUCAGCUUUUAACAUGUUCAUGUACAUUUUUCCUUGCAAGCUCUGGGAAGGCUGAUAAUGCCAUUUUCUUAUUAGCUACACUUUCCUGAUUCCCACUUCAAGAUGCCUAGUAAAUGGGGGAUGUGUACAUUGUGUGUAUGCACAUGUGUGUGUGUAUUAUUUCUCUCACCAUUUACAAAAUUCAGUGAAAUACACACAUACUGUCUUGAAUUUACUCUUGGGGAAAUGGGUUUUAUUUGAGAAAAGAGAAACUCAAAAAUAACUUUUUUUGAUGGGAAAAAUAGAGAAGGUAGCAGGCCUUCUGUAUCUAAUCUUCAGAAAUUAUGAAAAAGGCUUUUUUACUGAUUGGAAAGGGAGAGUGACAUAAAGAGGAGGGGAAAAAGGGCCAUCUAUAGCCUGGUUCACUCCUCAAAUACCCACAACAUCCAUGGUUUGCUCACAUUGAAGUCAAGAGUUAGAAAUUGCAUAUGGUAUUCUGAUGGGGGUGUCAGGAAACCGAGUACUUGGAUCAUCACUGGAAACCUUCAAGGUUAAUAACUAAGAAGUUGGAUUACAAGCACUGGGUAUUUUAUUUUAUUCUCCCUAAGUACCAAUUAUUGUAAAUGAUCUUUGCCCUAACCAAUCACACCCUGUUGCCAGGCAGUUUCCAAAGCCAUCCAAUCACAGCCUGUUGCCAGUCCAGCUGCACUGUCAUGUGGUUUCUGAAGCCAUCCAAUCAUGGUCUAUUGCCAGGCAGUCUCCAUUGUCAUGUGGUUUCUGAAGCCAUCCAAUCACAGCCUGUUGUCAGUCAGGCUCAGCUGUCAUGUGGUUUCUGUAGCCAUCCAGUCGCACCCUGUUGCCAGGCAGUUUCUGUUGCCAGUGGCCAUCUUGGCAUGGCCUUCUCAUUCCACCACAGCUUGUUUAUUUGUUCUUUGCAAAAGAUAAUGUUUUGGGGAAGGAAGCAAAUAUUUUACCAACAAAUUCCAUUGGGAUCCCCUACAUAUUCAGCCAUAUGACUCCUCACAUUCCUACCUCCUGAAGAUAGAAACCCUAACAUCUGUUAGGGGGAGCUGGGCAAUGAUCACUCUGGAUUCUUCAUGCUGAAAAGGGGUUUCUUUGGGAAGGGAUGUCAAGACAGGGUUUCAGCAGGAGGUGUCUUCUCAGCAGGAGGUGGCUUUUCCAGAGGAAUGCAGUGCCAGCUUGCAGAAACUGCUUCCAUUGGAUGUUUCAUGUUCAUGGCCACCUAGAAUUUUCCUUUUUUCUAAGUCUGAAGAAAAUGAAUCUAACAAGCAGUGUAAACUCACAGGAUCUAAAGCUGAGGACAGAGUCAUUAUUUGAGGCCCUAAGAAAAGUGUCUAAAUCAUGAGCAAGUUUUUUCAUUGAGAGGCUAAUACAAACUGACAGAAAGGGCUUGAAAACAAACAGGUAGGCUUUCAGGCCUUAUCAAUUAUGAGGCUCAGACCUAUCUAUAUCUCUUUACAUGUGGUACAUCAUAAAGGGGGUACCCUGUUGACUUCCAUUACCUAGCUGGCUGGGGAGGAGAGCUGGCUCAAGGAGAAAGUAGGCAGCUUUCUAAAAGGAAAACAUUUUUAGUUAAUAUACAGUUCUGCCUGCAAUGUUGUUGACCUUACUUGACCAUCCCCCCAACAGCAGUUGUUACUUUGGAAGCUGGGCUGAGUGGAGGGCUUUUCAGCUUCAAGAGACUAAGGCCUGUGGCUCUGACCUGAAGCCCUUCGACUCCAGGGCAGGUCAGUUUCCAGUGACCCAACUCUUGGCUGGCAUAGCUGCCAGGGCUUUUCAUAAGCUGACUUCUGCUGAAGCCCUGGCUUUCCACAUCAAAAACCAAUGUAGUGGACUGGCCUGUUGGGUCUCUUUGGUGGGAAAUUACUGUGUAAAGCAGCCAUUAAUUGGCCUGCCACUUAUCUUUAUAUUGCUUCUGCAGCCUAGCUUCCUCUUGGGUUUUGUUAACAUAGACCAAAUUGAAUCAUUGAUACAAAAUGAUUACUCAAAUGCUUUAAAAUAAGCACAUAUUUAAACAACGCAUAGCUCUUAGUUAAAAAAAAUCAACUGUUUUUAAACAAUUAGAACUUAACAGAGACAUUAAGAGAACACAAUACAUUACUUCAACAGAACACAAAAUAUAUUUUUGUUCAUCCAAAGAAUCGCAAAUAAAACAAAAUAGUUAGCACAUGGAAUUAUAAGAAAGCUUGGAACAAUUUUAACAGAGUUAGAACUAAGGAAGAGAAAAUAGUGUACUGGAGCUAGUUAGAAAACUGACAGAGUCACUAAUUUAAAAAAAAAAAAACUAUUAAAAAAUAUAAAAGGCAGUUUUAAAAAUAGAUUUUA